Messenger RNA from Dromiciops gliroides (monito del monte), 633 nucleotides. RefSeq names its product ER membrane protein complex subunit 8-like. Bases 1 to 633 code for a protein of 210 amino acids. Gene Ontology annotation, cellular component: EMC complex. The record is from RefSeq and is a predicted model, not a curated record. The transcript has a single exon. NCBI's taxonomy places the organism in Eukaryota, Metazoa, Chordata, Mammalia, Microbiotheria, Microbiotheriidae.
AUGCUAGGCGUGAGGUUGACCACCCAGGCCUACUGCAAGAGGGUGCUGCACGGGGCCAAGUACCCCCACUUCGCCGUCAACGGGCUUCUGGUGGCCGAGAAGCAGAAGCCCCGCAAGGAGCAGCCCUCGCACAGCGGCCCCCACCCGCACCAGACCCUCUUAGUGGACUGCAUCCCCCUGUUCCACGGCACCCUGGCGCUGGCCCCCAUGCUGGAGGUGGCCCUCACCUUGAUUGAUUCAUGGUGCAAAGAUAAUAGCUAUGUGAUUGCUGGUUAUUAUCAAGCUAAUGAACGUGUAAAGGAUGUCAGUCCAAACCAGGUUGCUGAGAAGGUAGCUUCCAGAAUUGCCGAGGGCUUCAAUGACGCUGCGCUCAUCAUGGUAGACAACACGAAGUUUACAAUGGAGUGCAUAGAACCCACCAUCCAUGUGUACGAGCAUCCUGAAAAUAAAUGGCGGUGCAGAGACCCACACUAUGAUUAUUUUGAAGACUGGCCAGAAGCCCAGAGGAUCUCGCCAUCUCUCUUGGACAACAAGUCCUAUGAAACCCUUGUGGAUUUUGAUAACCACCUGGACGGCAUCCGAAAUGACUGGACAAAUCUAGAGAUCAAUAAAGCUGUUCUACACCUAUGUUAG